Messenger RNA from Tilletiopsis washingtonensis, 568 nucleotides. RefSeq lists its product as hypothetical. The transcript has a single exon. Lineage: Eukaryota; Fungi; Basidiomycota; Exobasidiomycetes; Entylomatales. The record is from RefSeq and is a predicted model, not a curated record. The coding region runs from base 164 to 490 and encodes 108 amino acids.
UGGCCCAGGCUCGUCGCGUCCCCUGUCUCCUUCUGCGCUCCGUCUCUGUCUGUCUUUCUAUCUCUCUCGUCCGCUCUACUCUUUACCACCUUCUCGCCCGUCUAACUUUCUGCCCACUCUCCUCUUAUAGUGCCCAGGAUUGCGCCGUCACCGAUCGUGGUUUAUGUCCGAUCUGCUCGAAGCUGUCCAAAGUCACCUCUCCCACGUGUACACCCACCCCUCUCACCUCUCUCUCUCUACGCCGCUCUAUUCGGGCCAUACCCCUCUUGCGCCAGGUCUCUGUCUUCUGCGCCACCCCUUUGUCUCAACUCUCGUCAUCGGCUGUCCCACUCUUCUCUGCCCUCUUGCGAUCGCAAGCGCUGUCGCCAGCACGCAAGUGCGCGGCGCGGCUGCGCGUACUCACCCCUCCGGCCCACGCUGUCUCGCUCUCCUCACCCGGCAGUCUCUCAAUCAGAUGUCAGUGGGCCUCCGCAUGCUGUGCAUCGCCUGAAGGCAGCCGAGAGUCUCCGCGAGUCCCCAGCGUCGCCAUUGACGCCUGGUUGCACACGCGUGGCGCCCUCGUUCGCCG